Messenger RNA from Chenopodium quinoa (quinoa), 360 nucleotides. RefSeq lists its product as uncharacterized. The record is from RefSeq and is a predicted model, not a curated record. The transcript has a single exon. Lineage: Eukaryota; Viridiplantae; Streptophyta; Magnoliopsida; Caryophyllales; Amaranthaceae. The coding region runs from base 1 to 360 and encodes 119 amino acids.
AUGAUAGAAGAAGCAGCACGGGGUCCGCCGCACGGCAUUCUACUAGCAGCAGUAGUAAUCCUCGUAGUUUCCGGACCCAUGUUAAUCGGUGAUUGGGAAGCCAUUACUGAAUCAAUCUCCGAGCUUAUAAGUCCCAUUGGACUUCUUCUACUACCAAUAAUACUUCUUCUUAUAAUCCAGUUUCUAUCUUCGGAUCGCGGUAACUUCUUCACUUCAAUCUUUACUGCUACUGGUGAACCCGACUCCAUUCACCUUGCUAGUGGCUCUCCUUUCGGGGUCGCUCUCGUUCUUGCUAUCGUCCUCUUUCUUGUUUACAAUCGUAUGUCGCUCUUCGGCGGUGACGAUGAUUCUGAUGAUUGA